Molecule: messenger RNA, 8597 nt
Organism: Acanthaster planci (crown-of-thorns starfish)
Lineage: Eukaryota; Metazoa; Echinodermata; Asteroidea; Valvatida; Acanthasteridae
Biological process (GO): G protein-coupled receptor signaling pathway
Cellular component (GO): membrane
Molecular function (GO): G protein-coupled receptor activity
Source: RefSeq, a predicted model, not a curated record
UUUUUGUAUACAACAAUCCUCUUGAUCAACCAGGCAUGACAAGCUUGGGAAAGCUGACCUAGGGUUAAAAGCAUUAGUGAUGAGCUGCAUUUCCUGUUGAGUGGAGCGGGACUACUGGGCUGUAAAUUCAAGGUAGCAUCAGUCAACAUAUUUGGGUUUAGGCAAGGCUGCCACAAUCCAAAACAACCUGCACCUAUCAUGUUAAUUUGACUGUGGCUUGAAGAGAGGAAAACAUGCUGUCCUGAAGGUGAAGUUCUCCAAAAAGAAAAAAGGCAACUCAAUUUGGAAGAAGGUUCUCACUUGUCAGAGAAUGAUGGCUCCGAACCAACUCGGUUGGAUUCUCUUUGUAUCCAUGGCGACAGUGAUGCCGGUCUCCUCUGAGCAAGGCCAAUCAUGCCCGGUCAUGCAGGGGUUUACACCCAUCCUCACCAAGCCCAGUGCAGAUCUUACCCUUGGGCUUAUGCUGAAUUUACAUCAGGCUGGCCAGGAUACAUCCAGCGGGGCUCUAUGCAACUUCAGUGCCGAGACCACUUCUGGUUCACUGUUAAUGAAAGCUGCUGCAGCAGCUGCUGACAACUGGCCCGACUCCAUCCAACUAGCUGGGCUGAGUGUUGGCUUGGAGAUUUAUGACUUGUGUGAUACAUUCCAAGUUGCUGAAUACAGUGUAGUGCGCUUUGCAAAUGAAAGGUAUGAUGAUUUGUUUGCAAAUGGAACGGUAUGCAGAAACAGGACACUUAGACUUGGUGUGGUUGGCUUCAGAUAUAGUUCCUGGAGUGAGUCCUUGGCACCACUUCUGCAACCACUUGACCUGCCAGCUAUUUCUUUCACUGCAACGUCCACUUCUUUGAGUAAUGCAGAGAAAUACCCAAAUUUCUUCAGGACUCUGCCACCUGACAGCUCUGCUAUCAUCAUGGCCCUAGUGGACAUUUUGAAGAGUUAUGGCUGGACCUACUCAGCUGUAGUUCACAGUGAUGACACACAAGGGAUGAAUGCACUCAAAGCUCUGGAAGAUGCCAUCAAAGAGGCUGGAUUUUGUCUGACUAAGCCUAUCAGAGUUGGUGCCACAGAGACAAGGGACCACACAUAUGAUGCAAUUGUGAAUGACCUCAUUCAACAGAAUAUCAGUGUUGUGCUUCUGUGGGCCUUACCAGACAAUAUAAGGAGGCUGUUCUUGGCCGUGGAACGCAUCCAAGGUGCUGCCUAUGACAUGACAUGGCUCUCUGGCAAUUAUGCACCGCUAGACAUCGACUUCAGCAGCAUCCCAGGCAAUGCAAAGGCUCUUCGCGGUCUCUUUGUUUUGUCGCCGUUUGUGGACAUGGGUGAUGCAUACAAGACGUGGCUUGCACAGUGGUAUCCAAAUGUGGAAUUCAAUUACGGUCCUACUGGACGACUAAUUGAUGCCAUUCAUGCUUACAUAGCUGCAUUCUCCUUGGCACACCAGGACAAAUGUGGUGGUCAGCAAGGGGUGUGUGAGGCACUGGCCAAUAUCCAAGGAUCAGAGUUCAUUGACUUCAUCAAAAGAGUGAACUUCACAGGAAUUGACGGUCGCACCAUAUCGUUUGAUAAGAACGGUGACCCGGCAAUUCAAGUUUUUGAUGUUCUUCAGUUCAAGAGCACCAGCCCACCAAACAUGUACUACUUCCAAACGGUUGGUGAGUGGAACUCAGAUCAGGGCCUGACACUCAACAAGAGUAAGGUAGAAUUCUACAGCCAAGGAGAUUCCCCUGUUGAUCCUCCCACUUCAGUGUGUCCGGAGGGAUCGUGUUUUGACCCCAGGUGCCAAGAUCUCACUGAAUUUAUUAUACACACUCUGCUUGAUCUGCAUGGUUCUAGGUGUGACUCUUUGAGUUUGACUCGGUUCAACCAACUUGAGGCAAUUAUCUAUGCCCUUCACAAAAUUAACCAAGACCCAAGUUUACUGCCUGAUGUUCAUAUCUCCAUCAAAACCGAUGACAUAUGCGGGGAAGUAAAUGCAGCAACUAAGGCUGCCUUGGAGUUGAUCCAGGGCUGGGAUUUUGACAGAGGAUUUCCAAACCAAGAGGACAAGUUUCACCUCCUAGGUACACUGCAUUCCGCCAGUAGUAGGACAGCAAGAGAACUCAGUAAAGUACUGCAGGUUACCCAUGUACCAGUGAUUGACAAUACGGCAACGAGUCCUACUCUGAGUGACAAAAAUGAGUCCCCUAACUUUCUACGUACGAUAUCCUCAGAUGUCAAACAAGCUGAAGCUAUGGUGGAUCUUUUGGCAAGUCUCAACUUCAACUAUAUUCAGACGAUCAACUCAAAGGGUGAUUAUGGGGAUGAGGCUAUUAAGGCACUUAAGGCAUCAGCAAAAGAGACAGGAAUCUGCAUUGCCAAUUCCUUCAGAGUAGACUCGGACACUAAUUUCGCUGACCUAGUCCAUGACCUCACGGAGAAGUCUGACGCCAGGGUGGUUGUCGUCUUCCUGUUUUCCUCCCACGCCAGAGCCCUCUUCCAGCAGCUGGUUUCCAUGAAUAUCAAUUCAGGACGGUUUCAGUUCAUUGGAUCCGAGAACUGGGGCACCAGGAUGGACUACAUCCCUGAUUUGGAAGGUCCAGCCAAAGGAGCUCUGACGGUGACCUUCAAAUCUGCAGCCGUUCGGGAAUUCGAAGAUUUUGUUCUUAGCCAGACUCCUGACAAUGCUGAGAAUAAUCCUUACUUCAAUGAAUACUGGAUGGACACAUUUAAAUGCAACCUUCCUGGAGCAGAACCACGGUUUAGCCAGAACUGUACAGGAUCUGAGAUGCUGUCGAGCAGUGAUGUUGACAGCUUGGGAGUGGAAGACUUCAUCAAUUCAGUUUAUGUGUAUGCAGUUGCCUUGUCAAAUCUCAUCAGGGACACCUGCCCAGACGGAAGGGUCUGUGAUGCUCUCUUUGAUGUGCCAAGUGAGGAUUGGAUUGAACACCUCAGAGCAGUUGAUUUUAUCAGUCAUGUUGGUUUGAGGAAGAGAGUGAGGUUUGAUGAGAAUGGAGAUGGCCCUGCUCAGUAUUCCUUAUACCAGUUUAUAGAGAAAAAUGGCACCUACCAGUAUGAUCAGGUUGGUGAGUGGACAUCAGAUGGAGGUCUUAUUCUGAACAAGACUGUGAUUAAAUUCUACAGCCCAGAGGGACCUGUCAUUGGUUUGCCUCAGUCAUUACACGGACAGGGAUUCUGUGUUGACCCUGUGUGCAGAGACGUCGACGGUCGCACCAAGUUUGUCAUUGAGGCUCUCUUUGACAUUCGUGGAUCAAAAUGCAACACAAUACAGGAGAACUGGAUUACCCAGGCGGAGGCAGCAAACUUUGCAGUUCGUGAAAUAAACUGCAAUUCCAGUCUCCUUCCAGGUGUGCAGUUGUCAAUGACUGUGAAUGAUAUCUGCGGGGACACGGCUGCUGCUGGUAGGGCGGCAUUCCAGUUGGCUGGGGGAUGGGGCUUCAUCAGUGGAGGGUUUCCAAGCCAAGGUAAUGAGUCCUACCUGUUGGGCAUGCUGCAUUCCGGGAGCAGUGGUAAGGCCAUCACAGAAAGCAAAGUCCUGCAAGUUGCAGAUGUGCCGUUGAUUGCCAGCAGUGCCACCAGUCCAGCACUGAGCGACAGGAGCAUGUUUGGCAAUUUUCUUCGUACGGUACCCUCAGACAUCAAACAAGCUGCUGCAAUGGUUGACCUGUUAACAGCGUUAGGAUUGACUUACAUUCAGACGAUCCAUACCAUGGGCGCUUAUGGAGAAGGUGGUAUCAAGGCUCUCAAAGAGGCAGCAAAAGAGAAAGGAAUCUGUAUUGCCAACUCCCAUGUUGUUGACUCAGACACCAAUUUUGCCAUUCUGCUGAAUAACAUAUUAGCCAAACCAGAAGCAAGAACAUUGAUUCUUUUUCUGAUCGACGAACAUGCCAGAGCCUUAUUUGGAGAGAUGGAUAGAAAGAAUAUGGAUCCAAGUCAAUUCCAGAUUGUUGCAUCAGAUACCUGGGGUGCCAGGACCGACUACAUACCUGGAUUAGAAGAUCAUGCUUUAGGAGCAUUAACAGUUUCUCCCAAAGCAUCAGGGAUCCCCGAGUUUGAAGAGUACUUCCUCCAACUGACUCCUGAGACUCAUGAUGGCAUCAACCCUUUCUUCAAUGAAUACUGGGCAUGGAAAUUCAAAUGCAACCUGCCUGGUGGCGAAACAUUAUAUAACAAAAACUGUACAGGCUCCGAGAUGCUUUCAGGAGAUGAUGUGACCAGCCUGGGAAUGGAAAACAUUAUCAAUGUUAUUCAUGCAUAUGCAAAUGCCCUCUCUAACCUCAUCAACAAAACAUGUCCUGACAGGGGUGUAUGUGAUGCCGUCUAUGGAGUGUCAAGCCAGGACUGGUUUGAUUACCUAAGAAAUGUAACUUUCAUCAGUCAGGUUGGCUCAAAGAAGAUGGUGAGCUUUGCUGAGAAUGGGGAUGGGGCAGCUCUGUACUCACUCUACCAGCUUAAGGAGAUGAACAACAGGUACCAGUAUGAACAGAUUGGUUUUUGGGAUGACAUCAGUGGACUAUCAAACCUUAAUGAUGGCAUCCUUGAUCCAGUGUUCUCUUCAAAAUGUACUGGUUUAUGUUUGGAAUGCAACUCUUCAUCAACAACCACAAACAUCACUUCAAACAAAAAUAACUAUUUUCGUAUAUCUGGGGACUUGGACUUUCCAGUCGUGCUUCAGCUAAGUGAGUCUGGAGAAGGGGUAACAUGUGGAGAUCUUAAGCUUGAGGAAUCACUGGUUCUGGCAUCACUCCUGUAUGCUCUUGACAAGCUUAAUGCCAACCCCUCGCUUCUGCCAGGGGUUAAACUUGGUGUGACUGUGGUGGAUUCCUGUGGGAAUCCUGCAGUUGCCACAAGGAGGCUCGUAGGACUACUGGGUGAUUUUGUCAGUCUUGAAAGUACUGGACCUAGUGUUGCUGUUCUAGGUCCAGCUAAUCCUGAUGUUGCUGAGGAGAUUGCCCACAUUGUGACUAGCCAGAGCAAACUGCCGAUGAUUAGCCAUGGUGCUGUCAGUCCUAAUCUCAGCAGCAAUCCCCGCGUGUUGAGCACAUCCGCUCCAUACACCGAAGAAGUUGCUGCUAUUAUUGCAAUCCUGAAGGCAUAUGAUUGGGAUUAUGUGGGAGCUGUCCAUUCUGCCACUCCAUACGGCAAGGUCAACAAUCAGGAAUUCCAGAUGGCUGCCAGGGAAGCUGGAAUUUGCAUUGGACCACAGCAAUAUGUUAAUGAUACAACGGACUUCCAAAAGGUCAUCAACGAUUUCAGCAGUGACAAGUCUCUGAAUGUCAUUGUGGCAUUUGUCAGUGAGAGACACGCCAGAAGUCUGUUGUUCGCAGAUAAAUUUGAACUGACUAGGAGGUUUGUGUGGGUGGGGACAGACACAUGGGAUUCUCUUACGUUGGUGUCUGGUCUCGAAAACACAGCCAAAGGAAUGUUGGUGGUGGCCAGUGACAGCCAAGAUCUUCCUGAAAUACAGGACUACUUCUCAAAUUCAGACAGCCUACGAGCUGCAAGUUUAAGAGAUCCGUAUCUCAGAGAUUAUCUCCAGGAAAUCUGUCCCAGCUUAUCCGACUGCCAGCUUGAAAAUCAACUCCAAGAAUCCCUCAAAGAGUUGUCUGGAGAAAUUGUUCCAUUGGUCAAUGCUUUGUAUGUAGCUGCUCAUGGUGUCAACUUGCUCCAUGACAUAAAAUGUGGUUCAUCCAGUGAUGAACUAUGUAAGAGUUUCUAUGAUUCAUCUCCUGAUGAGAAGGUGGAUGCUAUUCGUCGUGUGACAGUGGAAUCUGGGGCUGGUGGGAAACCUUUCUUAUUCAAUGGAGGGAGUGUUCCUGCGGCUUACAGCAUAAAAAACUACCAGUAUAAUGGGCAAAAUGGACAAUUCCUUGUUGUUGGUGAAUGGCACAACAAUCAACUAAGCAUUCGGAGUGCAGGUGUGAACUUGUACAGCCCCGAUGCAGAAGAGCCUCAAAGAAAUCCAUCUGGGUGCUAUUGUGGACCUGUUGAGUCACAACAGGUACAUGUGUGGAGGUGGAUAGAUCAUGGUAUAUGGGCAACCGUUGUCCUUGCUCUGUCUGGACUGUGUGGAGUGUUUGCAGUCUUGAUAGCCAUCUUGUUUCUCAGUAAUCGGCAGGGUUAUAUUGUUCAGAGUGCAUCUUUCAGUCUCAGCGUGUGGCUUCUCUUUGGUAUCAUCCUCAUGUACCUCCUGAAUCUGACGUUCAUGUUUGAGCCCAAUACAGCUAUCUGUGGCAUCCGUCGGUUUGGCAUCAGUUUUGUGUACUGUGUGGUGUAUGCCUCUAUGCUUGCCAAGAGCAUCCGCGCCAAUCGAUUUGCACGCAAAAAGCCUGGUGUUGACAUGAACUUUGCUGGCUCUUGGUCUCAGUCUCUGUUAUUCUUGGCCUUUCUUCUUCCAGAGGGUUUCCUAAUAGGCGAGUGGCUUAUCCUGAUUCCUCCAAGCGUUCGCCGACCCUUUGACAAUGACACUUGCGCACCUGGUUCAAUGCAAACAUGUGGCAUUUCCAACAUCGAUCUAACCAUCUUCAUGAUGUAUGCCUACUUCUUGGUCCUGGUCACAUUCUUCUCCUCCUUUGGCGCCCUCAACUCCCCUCAUGCCCAGCAUGAAGGUAAAUCCAUCUCAGUUAGUAGUCUGUUUAGCAUCUUGAUUCUGACUGCCUGGGCCUGUGUGCUGCACCUGGCUGACCCCCUGUAUGGUAUUCCGGGUAUCUCCAUCGGUCUGACGGCAGAUGCCACGAUCAUUCUGGUGUUCAUGUUCUUAGGAAAAGUAGGAGCCCUCACCAAGAAGGAGGAAGCUGACACUGGUAACAGGAAAGUUAAAAAUGCUGAUGUGGAAGAUCGGCCGGAGAAGGUGAUAAAUGUGUACGAAAAUGCUGGAGCUACAGCUCACGUACCAGAGGAGGCAGAUGUAGAUGUAGACGAACAGACCCAAUUCUAAGAUGGUGAGAGACAGAACACAGCGAACAGCAUCUUGUCUAUGAGACACAGCAUUCCAAAUCAUCCGUAGUCUUUAAUGGAUAGUAUCAACUUGACAAGGUGAAAAAAAAAAGAUUGAGGCUACGGCUGGGAAUAAGGCAUGAACCUAUGGAAACCACUGGCUAGCAGCUACAUUUCUCUAGCCAUUUCUAAUGUAUUUCAAAAUGUCUAUGUUACCCUGACCGAGAGACAGUUUGGUUGUGUCAACAACAAAUUUUGAGAAUCACUUUCAACAUUUGGCAUCAAUUUACAGAGGUGAAAAUCUGCAAAUGGAAGCAUUAAUUGAAAUUUUACAUGUAAUCCUGGAAAACAAAACGGCUUCAAAAAGAUUUUUUUUCGUUAGCCACUUUAGUUUUAAUGGUGGAGGAAUAGAAUUCUGUUCAGUAGUAUAUGUAUAUGCAGGAUGUAUAUGAUUUGACCAUUUACAUUUAGCUUUGGCAUUUUGGUAUGUAAUCUUGGCCAGGCACAGCUGUAUUAGUGUCCAAGUGGCUUAAAUGUAUUCAUAACAAAACUGUGAAUUAUCCUGAACAAUGUGAACAUGAUAACAUAAUUAUACUGUAUCUGCUCCUGUCAACAUUUGAGGACCUGACACAUAAUCUAUCUUUAGUCUCUAUACAACCAUAAACCCUCGAUGGCAUUUGAAAAAUGUCUUGAAACAGGAUGCUUCAAGAAUGUUGGAGCCAACAAAUACCAUAUUUUAGUUUGUAAGUUACACAUGGAGUUAUGUACAUGUAGACUCAAGAAUAGUAUUACAUUGUGUAUACAUGUGCAUAUCUACCAUGGUACAUGUACCUGUAUAUUCCACCAGUCCACGUUUGAUUAAAUGUGAUUUAUGCAAAUGAUAGAACCUGUAUAUUGUUUAACAUGUAUUCUGCAUCAGAUAUACACGUACAUGUACUGUAUUUAUGAUCAAUAACUACUUAAUAUCAGACCUGCCAACCUGCUGUACUCCUUCCUGAGGUCAGGCAUUACCACACGAUAGAUUAAAAGGUACUUAAAAGAACCCUCAGUUCAUUUAAUAAUCUAAUCUAUUAUGUGGUGAUGCCUGACCUCAGGAAGGAGUACAGCAGGUUGGCAGCUAUGUAAAACAUGUAUCAAUUUUACAGGUGGAAGUCUGUUUUAUCAUUGUUAUCGAUCAACAAGAUACUACGAUCUUAAAAUGCUAACACAUAAUCAAAAACAGGAUUUUUCAGCGAGAUGAAGAAGUGAAUCUUGUUUGCUUUGAAAGUAAUCACAAUGAAAUAUGAAGGACACAGCUUGGUGUGAAAUGGCUUCAAAUAUUGGCAACUGUGAUGCAUAGGUAAGAGAGGAGUGGGGAAGGAACUGUACAGUAAAAAAAAAGUAACCAGAUACGUGUGGAACUGUGAAAGGUAUCUUUCCCUGCACAGCCUGGUCACAAGGAACGAAUACUUUAUCUCACAUUCUAUUUUUUACCUUUUUACUGAUAAGAAGGUGUUGAGUGCUUUGAUUUAAUCUCAGUUUUAAACUUGCAUAAAACAAAUUAUUUUGUUUUUCCAUCAUGUGUAUCAACCAAAAUAUUUAACUGAAGGUGGCAGGGAAAUUGGAGGUCUUGAUUUACAAGUUUAUCCUAUGACACGUAAUAAAUCUGACAAAGGUGAAUUUGA